UGGAGCAGAUAUAAAGUGAUUGGACCGCGGGAAGUGUGUGUUAACUUGAAUCAUUCUCGGCUUUGACAAUGGAGAGCUCCAAACUCUGGACAACAGCGAUAGCAUGCGCCGUGCUACUCUCCUUCGUCAACGGUGCUGAAAUAGACAACUUUGACAAUGAAUCUGACUUGGAAACGAGAGCUUUGAGAGAUUUUUACCCAAAGGACCCAAAUUUGACCAACGAAAAGCAGCUCCUCGGGGCUUUGCAUGAUGUUUUGGAGAAACUGCAGAGUAAACGAAUCUCACUUUGGGAAAAGAAGUUUGGGCGCGUUCCCACAUGCGACAUUGGGGAGCAAUGCGCCAUCAGGAAAGGAUCAAGAAUUGGCAAAAUGUGUGACUGUCCACGUGGAGCAUUUUGUAAUUACUUUUUGCUGAAGUGCUUGUAAACAUAACAGCCAUAAAGAUGGAACAUGAAUUGGAAAUAUAAACAUCCGGAUACAAAAGAUAUUUAUACAUUAUGUGAUUUCUAUUUUUAUGAUUAUGAAGUACAUAAGAACAGAUUAAUUUAAAAGAUUAUUCAAUUAUUUGCUGCCUGUGAAGUGUAAUUCAACCUGGAUAAAUUGUGUGUACUUUUGUUUUCUAAGGCAGUCUGUGUGUUUCCUAGUGUCAUAAAAAUCUUUGUGAUGCCAUAUAAAUUCAUUUUUUCAAUGCACAUGAAAAGUAUUCUUUUAAUUAUAAGAAACAUUAUUGCUACUGGUUGCAGGAAAAUUGCAGGACACAAGUUAUUUUAGUAAAUUAUACAUGUAAUCUGGAUUACAUAAUCAAAUUACAAAAAUGUUGUACAUGUAAAUAGAUUAAAUUCAAUUUUAAAAUACGUGUAAUCAGAUUACAUUUGCUUUGUUAGGGAUUACAUAAUAAUCAGGCCAAGGCAGUAAAUUGUACAUAACUGAUUCCUUUUUGGGUUUAUGAUGCUGAUUCACAAAUACAGCUGGUCUGAUCUGUUACCACACAUGGAAGGUUUUUGUAAUAACAAAAUUGCCAGAGUAACAACAUUUUAAGUGUCCGUUUUACUCAGAAAUGGUCAAAUAGUAGGUAAAACACACCAAAAAAUCAUAUCAAUUAACAUAUUUUAGCGUUUUCUUUAAUGCACUUAAGCAACAUUAUCAAUGGUACAGGCUUAUCCUACUCAAAUAAAUGUGACAUCAAAUAAACAAGAGUUAGGUCAGAAGUAAUCCGAAAGCAAUCAGAUUAGAUUACCUUAAAAAUGUAAUCCAAUAGAUUACAUUUCUGACUACAAUUUUUGUCAUGUAAUUUGUAAUCAGUACCAGAUUACAAUUCAGGAGUACCCAUCUAUCUACCUAGACAUUUACACUAUAAUGAACUUAAAGAAUUUCUAAGAUAUUAAGGGCAAUAUAUUAUGUUAUAACCUGGGUCAGCUUUUGUCACCUUGAAGCUUAAAUGUGUUUAUGUAAACUAUUAUUUAUAAAUGUAAGACAUUAAAACUUCAAGUCUUGAUUCA
This is a messenger RNA of Myxocyprinus asiaticus (Chinese sucker), 1498 nucleotides long. RefSeq names its product cocaine- and amphetamine-regulated transcript protein-like. Gene Ontology annotation, molecular function: neuropeptide hormone activity. Gene Ontology annotation, biological process: negative regulation of appetite; cellular response to starvation; positive regulation of MAPK cascade. Lineage: Eukaryota; Metazoa; Chordata; Actinopteri; Cypriniformes; Catostomidae. Bases 69 to 425 code for a protein of 118 amino acids. The record is from RefSeq and is a predicted model, not a curated record. The transcript has 3 exons.